Molecule: messenger RNA, 774 nt
Organism: Papaver somniferum (opium poppy)
Lineage: Eukaryota; Viridiplantae; Streptophyta; Magnoliopsida; Ranunculales; Papaveraceae
Exons: 2
Coding region: 1-774 (257 amino acids)
Source: RefSeq, a predicted model, not a curated record
AUGGAGUCUCUACUUUCUCUUGGUUUUGAAGCAUUUCAAGCUGAUACUUCUUUAUUCACCCUCAAGCAUGGAUCUAUUAUUAUAAUUAUACUCAUUUAUAUUGAUGACAUACUUAUUACAGGGUCUUCUCUUUCUGCUUGUGAUCAGGUUAUUUGUCAACUCUCUAAUUCAUUACUUGUUAAAGAUUUGGGUCCCAUUCUUUACUUUCUAGGAUUAGAAAUCAUGAGAAAUGACACAGUUAUGCAUCUUUCACAAACCAAGUACAUAGUUGAACUUCUGAAAAAGACAAAUACGAUAGAUGCAAAACCAUAUUCUUCACCAGCUAUUGCAAACUCUAAAUUGAGCAAACAUGAUGGUGAAUUUUUAGUUGAUGCUUCUGAUUAUAGAUCUCUUGUUGGGGAUUUACAAUAUGCAACCUGGACUAGACCAGAGAUUUUUUAUGCUGUGAAUCAAGUUUGUCAACUUAUGAGUCAUCCUACAAUUGUUCAUCUUGUGGAUUCUAAGAGGAUUUUGAGGUACUUAAAAGGAAUUUUAGAUUAUGGCAUUGUUCUUCAGAAAUGGUUAACAACUUUAUCCUCUUAUUAUGAUUCUGACUGGUCUGGUAAUCGCGAUGAUAGAAGACCUACCAGUGGCUUCUGUGUCAUGUGCAUUCAUUAUGUCUCUACUGACACUCUUGUGGAUGAUGUUUUUACCAAGGGACUAUUUGCAGCUAGACUUGAUUUUCUGCGUGACAAGACGAGAGUUCAACCACUACCUCAGCUUGAGGGGGGUUAG